Molecule: messenger RNA, 1341 nt
Organism: Seriola aureovittata
Lineage: Eukaryota; Metazoa; Chordata; Actinopteri; Carangiformes; Carangidae
Product: transmembrane 4 L6 family member 1
Exons: 5
Coding region: 1-609 (202 amino acids)
Cellular component (GO): membrane
Source: RefSeq, a predicted model, not a curated record
AUGUGUGUGUCGAGAUGUCUGCUGUGUGUCGGCAUGUCUCUGGUUCCCAUGGCGAUAGUUUGCAUGGUGUCUAACAUCCUUCUGCUGAUUCCUGAACUUAACAUCCACUUCCUGUUGGAGGGUCACGUGACUAGAGAGGCCACCUGGGCCACAGGCCUGUGGGGGUCAGGCUUCCUGGUUUUACUGGGAGCUCGAGUGUUUGUUCAGAGCAGUAGAACCAGAGGCUGCUGUGCUUUCAGGAGUCAGAUGUUGUCACAUGUGGCGUACUCCUGUGUGUGUCUGCUGGCUGCUGGUAGCUGUUGUUUGGUCAGUGCCACUGGUCUUGUUCAGGGCCCCCUUUGUCUCUACAACACCACCACUGGUACAACCUGGGGGGUCCCACUGAAACCCUUGGCUGACAGUCACUCAGGGUAUCUGUACAACAGGACUCUGUGGUCUGGAGUAUGUCUGCAGCCACGAGCUGUAGUUGAAUGGAAUGUAGUUCUGUUCAGUGUGAUGGGAGGCACCAGUGCUCUGCAGACUUUCCUCUGUGCAGCCAACAUCCUCAACUCACUGCUGGGACUGAUCGUUGGUCAAGGAUUCUGCCACAACAAGGUCAGUCCAGUCUAAGUUUAACACACCGAGGAUGGAUCCUGAAUCAGCUGUGACAGAAACUUCAUAAAAUCUUUUUUUUGGCGGGUUCCUCUGAGGGUCUAAUUAUUAAAGCUGAAACGUUUCAGUUUAAAAAGCACUGAUGCACUUUAAACAAUAACUUUAAAAAUUCCUGGAGAAAUUUUGAAUGUGCCUGAUGCUUGGUGUGUGUACUUCACUCCUCUCGUUUCAAUCUGUACAAAGGACGUUACUUUCAGUUUCAUUCAUGUCGUAGAGACUCAUCCUGACACUGACCUCAGUCACUGCAGGUGUCCCUCACUAAGCCUUUUGAGCCUGUCACGACUGGCCACAAUAACCUCACACUGAUGGUUUCACAACCAAAUUUGUCCCCACAACCAAAGCAAGACAUCUAUACACACAUGUACAUGACCCAACAGAAGUUGAUCUGCAAUAAAGCUGUACCACUAUAUCCCCAUACAGCUCCCAGGUGAGAACAGCAACAAACUCAACCAGUUAGGUUGUUCAAUUUAUUAUGAAAAUAGUUUUAGACAGUUGUUGAUUCAUAAGAUCACUGUGGAGGCUGUAGUAUAUAAUACAUUAUACAGAGGUGUUUCUGUGAUUUAGCCUGGGUGUGUAAUUAGCCAAUAAGAAUCAGCUUUGUCCAUAUCUGCUCGGGUACUGUGUUAGUAGCACCUGCUGAGACCUUUGUGUGUGUGUGUGUGUGUGUGUAUGUGUGUGUGUGUGUGUGUG